AUGGCCUAUGAGACAGAGGAUCAUGAGACUCAAUACUGCUUUCCUGCCAUCAACUCAUCAUGUUUCAAGCAGCUUCACACUCCAACCAACCUGAUUAUUCUCUCUCUGGCUGUGGCUGACCUGCUUAUUGGACUUAUUGUCAUGCCCUUAGAGGCCACCAGGCUGAUUGAAACAUGCUGGUACUUUGGAGACACUUUCUGCAGACUGUUUUUAAUAAUCAUGGGACUUCUCUUCUCAGCAUCUCUCAGUAAUUUAGUUUUAGUUGCUGUUGAUCGUUAUGUGGCUGUGUGUCACCCUUUUCUGUACCCACAGAAAAUAACCACAACUAAAACUUUAAUUAUUGUCUGUAUUUUCUGGGUUUGCUCUUCAGUGUAUAACACUGCAAUAGUUAUGAGUGUCUCACACAAAAAGUAUGCAUGUUAUGGAGAAUGUACAAUUAUGAUUACUUUUGACUGGUCAGUCUCUGAUCUGUUCUUGUCUUUCUUGUUUCCUUGUACCCUGAUCAUAACUUUAUAUUUGAGAAUAUUUUAUGUUGCACAUCAGCAAGUGAAAGUUAUAAACUCUCUGGUGAAGACUGGAAAACAUGUAACUGAAGGUUCAGUGAGGAGGAAAUCUGAAAGAAAAGCUGCUCUCACAUUAGGAAUCAUUGUCACAGUUUAUCUAUUUUGUUGGAUUCCUUUCUUUAUUUUGUCCCUAACAGAAAACACAGAAAUGGCUUCUACCACAGCCUAUAUAUUAUUAUGGAUUUUGUAUAUUAACUCAGGUCUGAAUCCUCUUAUCUAUGCUUUCUUUUACCCCUGGUUUAAAAUGUCAGUUAAACACAUUUUAACUCUUAAAAUAUUCAAGCCAGCAUAA
Ctenopharyngodon idella (grass carp) is the source of this 855-nucleotide messenger RNA. Its product is annotated as trace amine-associated receptor 13c-like. NCBI's taxonomy places the organism in Eukaryota, Metazoa, Chordata, Actinopteri, Cypriniformes, Xenocyprididae. Gene Ontology annotation, molecular function: trace-amine receptor activity. Gene Ontology annotation, cellular component: membrane. Gene Ontology annotation, biological process: G protein-coupled receptor signaling pathway. The record is from RefSeq and is a predicted model, not a curated record. The transcript is spliced from 2 exons. The coding region runs from base 1 to 855 and encodes 284 amino acids.